Molecule: messenger RNA, 555 nt
Organism: Malus domestica (apple)
Lineage: Eukaryota; Viridiplantae; Streptophyta; Magnoliopsida; Rosales; Rosaceae
Source: RefSeq, a predicted model, not a curated record
AUGGCGUUACCUGGACUCAAGGCACAAAUCAAAAUUUUAGUCCAAUCCAUGCUUCAUGAGGGUAUGUUGGACUACCAGUUUACUCAACUACAAGAGUUGCAAGAUUCAAACAAUCCCAAUUUUGUUGCUGAAAUAAUCAAGUUGUUUUGUGACAACACAGAACAGGUUAUCACAGAGUUAGAGAAAUAUUUAUGUGAAGAUGUUGACUUUUGCAAGUUGACUCCUUUUGUUCUUCAACUCCAAGGAAGUAGCUCUAGCAUUGGCGCACGGCAAAUGACACUAGCUUGUGCUGAUCUUCGCCAGGCUUCUGAUGACAAAAACAAGGAAGGUCGUCUUCUUCGUGAAGACUCUGACGUUGCAGUUUGCACAUGCCUUCUUCUUCCAGUACGAGGGGACCCCGGAAAGUUUCAAGCAAAGAGUCAAGGUCAUCGAAGGGUCCUGGGACCUCCCAGGUCCCUAUAUAAAUCCGCCACUGUGCACAGCAACAAUGAACCCAGAAAACACAGAACUUCAUCACUUCUGACGGGAUCGGAGGGGCGGAACCACCGCUCCUAG